UCCAACGUGACCUGCAUAUGAAUCAUCGGGGAAUUGCAGACCUCUCAAAAGCCCGCUUGCCACCCUGCAACUAAUAAGUUGUGACGACGUCGUCCUGGACGAACAAGCCGGCUUGCGCCCCUAACGCAGCAGCAAUAUAUAUACAACCCAAUUUUGCGUACACACCCUGCGCUGCGCGCCCCUUUGCCUGCUAGCCUUCCAGAAGACCGGCCCCAGCUCUCAGCUCCUUGCGUCUUAUACUUGUCAGACCCUACAAUGGCCGACAAGUCAGCUGACAGCAGUGCGGAGCUAACCAACUUCGUCCAGGGCCUGCUUCAACAAAUGUCCGCACGCUUCCAGGUCAUGAGCGACAACAUAGUCCAUAAAAUUGACGACAUGGGUGCCAAGAUUGACAAUCUGGAAGCCACCAUUGCGGAGCUGCUGGAGCAGGCUGGCCAGGAGCAGCAGCAAACGGUGGCCGGAGGCAAGGACCACAGCUGAGAGAGGAGAACUGGCCCCACGAGCACCGUUGUGCGGCACAUCAAACCGGCGUUGCACCCACAUUACGUGAGCGCUGCUGAAGGGGGAAAAUACACGACAUGUGCGCGCCUGUGACGGCGCCUAUGACAGCACCAGCACGGGGUUCUGACAUACACCGGCAUGCACGACAUGGGUCGUCAGGAUGGACCGAGAUAGUUCCCUACACGGAUGGUUGCUGGGGUCGGCUGGAGUCUUUUGUUAGUCUUGGUACUCGUCCGAAAGGAUGGGACAUGGUGCCCUUCAGCAUCCGUUCCUUACGCGGGGUGCCGUGGACUGCAUGUUCCUGGUGCUACCUGAUGAUGUGGACUCCCCGCCUCCCGCAGUGACGUCGUGAUGGGAAGGCGCGGCGUGCGUGUGUGUAGAGGGGACGGGCGCUGUCACUGCUACUAAGCAUAGGACGCAGCACCGGCGGGUUGUGUGCGCGUGUGUGCUAGGGGCGCUAGGUGUAGCACGUGGGAGUGCGACAGGUCAUAAUGGGAAGGCGCGGCGUGCAUGUGCGCAGAGGGGGACUUGCUGUCACUGCUACGAAGCAUAGGACGCAGCACUGGCGGGUUGAUUACGCGUGUGUUUUAGGGGUGCUAGGUGCAGCGCAUGGGAGUGCAGGUCGUAAUGGAAAAGCGAUUUGUUAUUGGCGGCAUGUUUGGCGAGUCAUUCCGCGUCCCUGAAGAAGUGGGGCCCAUUGUCUAAUGGCUGGCACCUGCGCGGUAGUAGGGCAGGGAGAGCGGUAAUCAUGACGCCGCUUCGUGCCUGCUGUGCAACAUGGCGGCCCAGGAUUGCUCUUAUGGAUGACCGCGCGUACUGCGUUAACGUGCAUGCACGUCUCAGAUGAGAUAGCCAGCGAUGGCCGCUACUGACAGGUGUAACUGUGUGUGAGAUGGCGAUGGAAGCCAGCUUCUGUCCGUGCACGCGACGGGCUCGCCAUCCAGACACAGGAGGUCACUAGGACAUGUGUACCCUCGUGCAGGGGGGGUUCUGUGGCCACAAUUUUACGGACACAGCAGGAACGAAACACAAGUUGUGUCGUUUCGGCAUGUGAACAUGUUACGAUUCGCCGCACUG
Molecule: messenger RNA, 1578 nt
Organism: Chlamydomonas reinhardtii
Lineage: Eukaryota; Viridiplantae; Chlorophyta; Chlorophyceae; Chlamydomonadales; Chlamydomonadaceae
Exons: 2
Coding region: 256-480 (74 amino acids)
Biological process (GO): cellular heat acclimation
Cellular component (GO): nucleus; cytosol
Molecular function (GO): transcription corepressor activity
Source: RefSeq, a predicted model, not a curated record